AUGUACAUCCAUACGAGCCUGUCCAGCACUCUGGAGCUCCGCCAGCUAAGUCAACAACGCAAAGCCACACAUACCGGUCAUCCCAUGAGCAUGGUGCGAUGUGAUAGCAUUCAAGGCCCUCUGCCUCGACUGAGAUACACACUCCAGCCGGAGUCGUCGGAUCACCCAGCAGCCUCUUUGGAUGCACGAGAACACCAGCUCUCGAAUGCAAAGGACAGCGAGAUGGAGGGAGAGGACAGAGGAGAGAAAGCGGUGGCUGCCAUGGAGGCCUGCUACCAAGGCUUUGACCCAGCAGCAUACUUGCAGUAUAACUACACUCCACCGCGAGCUGACUUCACCAGGAGCGACAGCAUCGUGCCAUGGAAGCUCAAGUGCCUUCACGAAGCUUUUUCUGAGGAUGGGAUGAAAGGAGAGGUUCUGGUGGACGUGGGUUCUGGUCCGACUCUCUACCAGGUGAUGAGCGGCUGUGAGCACUUCGAUCGGGUCGUUCUGUCUGACUUCCUGGAGGUGAACCGAAAGGAACUGCGGAUUUGGCUGCAGGACGGCAAGAGCAGCCUGGACUGGACACCUUACUUAAAGUUUGUGUGUGAGCUGGAGGGACGCAGUCCUUCAGCCUGGAUAGAAAAAGCGAAGAGGCUUCGCUCAGUGGUGACCGAUGUGCUGCCCAUCAACAUCCACCAGCCCUGCCCCCUGCCAUCUGGAUCGCUGCCCAGCACAGGCGCCGACUGUCUAGUGUCAUCCUUCUGCCUGGAGAGCGUGAGCCCAGACCUGUCCUCCUUCACCCAGGCAUUGGGUCACCUGUCCGGUCUCCUCCGCUCAGGCGGUCACCUGCUGCUGAUUGGAGCGCUGGGGGAGAGUUUUUAUCUCGGGGCUCCGGGCCUGCGCAUCCCGGUGGUGCCACUGGACGAGGCUCAGGUGUGUUCCAGUCUGAGAGCCAGCGGCUUCCAUCUGCUGCAACUCAGCGUCUACCACCUACCCCCAGACAUGAGGGUUGGGGUGGACGACGUCACCGGAGUGUUUUUCGCCAAAGCCAGGAAACCGUAGUCAUGGUGAGAUGGGGGUGGAUCAAAGGAAGAUCUUGGCAUUUUUGACUUGUCUUUUAUACAACAGUUAGUUCUGACCGCACAAUCUGAUUUGCUGGAAAGCUUUCUGAUUACUUGUUAUCUGAUAGGAAUGUAAGAUAGAUCUAAGGUCACUAAAGUAUUUUGUUAGGUUUCAACUGUAAUUACUUGACUCUAAGCUGCUGGAACUACUUUUUGACGCAAAAAAAAAAAAAUGACAAUUAUCAAAACUAUACAAUUGAAGUUCAGGACUUCAGUGC
This is a messenger RNA of Pygocentrus nattereri (red-bellied piranha), 1321 nucleotides long. Its product is annotated as phenylethanolamine N-methyltransferase. Bases 1 to 1044 code for a protein of 347 amino acids. The record is from RefSeq and is a predicted model, not a curated record. The transcript is spliced from 4 exons. Lineage: Eukaryota; Metazoa; Chordata; Actinopteri; Characiformes; Serrasalmidae. Gene Ontology annotation, molecular function: phenylethanolamine N-methyltransferase activity. Gene Ontology annotation, cellular component: cytosol.